Ipomoea nil (Japanese morning glory) is the source of this 879-nucleotide messenger RNA. RefSeq names its product GEM-like protein 4. The coding region runs from base 47 to 661 and encodes 204 amino acids. The record is from RefSeq and is a predicted model, not a curated record. Lineage: Eukaryota; Viridiplantae; Streptophyta; Magnoliopsida; Solanales; Convolvulaceae. The transcript has a single exon.
UCUUGUUAUCUUGCCACUAUAUACAAAGAACUAAAGAAAGUUAGAUAUGAAGCAAAACCAGAUGAAAUCAAACCUGGUUCCCAUCAACUACUGGGCAGUUUUAUUGAAUCAGAGCUCAACAAAAUGGGCACUUCCUGAUUCUGCAGCCACCCAAUGCAAUCUGUCUCCUACUUUAAAUAAACCACCAAAAAAAAGAAAUGGUGCUGUGAGAUUAAGGCCAAGGAUAACAGACACUGUUAAGGGGAAGCUGAUCCUUGGGGCAAAACUUCUCCAAGCUGGUGGCAUCGAAAAGGUGUUCAAGAAGAAUUUCGGUACUGUUAGAGACGAUGACGAAAAGCUGUUGAAGGCAUCUCAAUGUUAUUUAUCAACAACAUCUGGUCCAAUCCCGGGCCUACUCUUUGUAUCUACUCACAAAGUUGCCUUCCUUAGUGAUAGAUCAAUCAAAAUCCUCUCUUCAACUGGAAAGUCCAUGAGAAUGCCUUAUAAGGUAUCAAUCCCAAUUGCAAAAAUUAAGAGAGCAAAUGAAAGUGAGAAUUUGAAGAAUCCAUCAGAGAAGUACAUACAAAUAGUCACGGAAGACCAUUUUGAGUUCUGGUUUAUGUGGUUCCGACAUCAUCAAAGAACCUUGAAAUAUCUCCAGAAUGCAAUCAUCUCGAUUUGAAGCUCAGUAUAUCUGUAGAAAUAUCCAUUAUGAUUCUGAGUUAAGCAUAAAAAUAUUCUUUCCUUGUAAAAAAUGUAGAUCAGACAAAGUGGUAGGGCUCAAAACACUGUAUAUAAGAUUGGAUAAGUGUUGAAGCAGUUCUUGGAAAUUGUCAAGUAUACACAUUAAACUUAUCCAUUCCUGUUAUAUGAACAGAAAAUUAAAGGCACAAUAUUUGA